This is a messenger RNA of Aedes albopictus (Asian tiger mosquito), 4728 nucleotides long. RefSeq lists its product as uncharacterized. NCBI's taxonomy places the organism in Eukaryota, Metazoa, Arthropoda, Insecta, Diptera, Culicidae. The record is from RefSeq and is a predicted model, not a curated record. The coding region runs from base 680 to 4126 and encodes 1148 amino acids. The transcript has 2 exons.
CCGCAGAAGUAGUCCAGCUGGCAGCCCUGUUACCCAGCGUUACUGAAGCGCCGCGUCCAACAGGCGAAGCGUCGCGGCAAGACAAGUGACAGGUGUCAAAGCGAAGUGGAUGACCUGUCAAAGGUGUUUCCGGCUACCGCAGUCACAGUAUGUAUUUCAUUAUCAAACACGAAGCGAAGUCAGAGGUGAAACCGUUCACCAGUGAAGAAAUUAAGAGAUAGUGUUAAAGUUGUCAACUUGCCGAAAGUUUAUUAUUUGAGUAUAGUUAAACCUAAUCGAGCCUUAGUGAGACAACUAAGUGUGUCUAGUGAGAGAGUGAAUUGUACAACGUGGGUUGGUAUCAACCAAAGAGAGACGACUAGCAGCAUAGAGGUUAGUCUAGGUUAGGUUUGUGCUUUAUCCCGUGUAACAAUUCCGAUGUAUUCAUCAUUCGUUCCGUAGCGUAGUUGAGUUUGCGUCCACGUCCGUAGUCUGAGAUUCACCCAAGCUCGCCGACAGUGUACCUGGAAGAGAAGCGUAAGAAAAGAUUAUAAAGUGACCAAACAUAUUAACCGAUAUUAGAACUCCCAUCAGGUCUCACAUUGUCACCAGUAAGAAUCUUUUCGUAGGAAGCACGGGCAAGAAGGCCUACCGAAUUGUAAGACCUGACUGAUUUAUAACAUAAAAUGUGUACUUACCGAUGAAAUUAUUUGCAGUUGAAGCACCACAAUAUAAGAUUGCUGUCAAACCCGGUUCGCCCUUUAUUUGCUCAAUACCUCCCUCAACAAUCUUCAAAAUUCGUGCCAAGAUGGACGAAAGCCAUACUUCAAGGGCAACUGAAGGACACGCGGAGGAAUCCAGUUGUGCGGCCUGCCAACGUCCGGACAGUGCAGAGGACAUGGUCCAGUGCGACCAUUGCGAUGUCUGGAAACAUUAUUCGUGCGCUGCAGUAAAUGCGAGUGUCGCAGGAAGAUCUUUUGUAUGUGGUGACUGCACUGCCCCGCAAAUUGAUGACGUUAUUUCAGUGCAAACUGGCUCAAGUCGCUCCAGUUCGACUUCAACGUUCUCCGUCUGCCUCAGCCAACUGGUGGAACGACAACAGGUGGAGCGUGCUCGUGUGGAAGUGCAGUUGCAACGUCGCCAUUUGGAUGAACAACAGAGGCUAAUCGACGAAGUGCUCAAUGGAGCUGGUGAAUUAUCCAACGGCGCAAUCGACAAAACGAUUUCUUCUGCCUGCAGUAUGCGAAUCGCAACGCCGCCGCCGCCAGGUGCUCCUGUUGGUGCCACUGCUCGUCAAUCUACCACUACGAUGGCACCUGGUAUGGUGUACACUCCGCUCACAACAUUGAACCCGAAUACAGUGCGCUCACUGCGGACGAGAAAAGAUCCCAGGACUACUCCGUCAGAUGUCAGGAACCGGAUUGAGCUUUGCGAAAAUCGCGCCGAUCCAACACCUGAACAGUUGACCGAGCUACAUUCACAGCUGGAAUUGUGCCGCAAACUGCUGGAAAGGUUCCAGACUACAGCGGCAGCCAACGAGUCGCUUCAACAAUCGGGUGAGGACAAACCGAUGAAGGAAAAGCCAUCACAGUCAGCAGCGAGUAUGUCGCGCGUUGUGAGCCAGACGGGAACCAUACCGAAGGCAAAUAGAUCGUUAUAUGCGGUCACCGAAGAAGACCGGAUGCACUCCGAUUAUCAAUCCGACACCGGAGCAGUAGGAAGAACCACAUCGCCGAAUGAAACCUGGCCAUUGAAGCAUUUGGUAGGCCAAACAGACCAGCCUCCGGUAAGUCGAGCAGCAGAACCAACUGAAAUACGUCCGAACGAUAUGGAACUCCCAGGUAAGCGUCAAGCCUUCAAUCAUUCUAUUGAAAAUACGAUCAAAUUCGUUCCUGAUCAUUGCCCCACGACCAAUAAUCGAAUUACCCGAGAGCAGCUGCGAUUCGUCGCGCGCCCAAAUGAAAUGUGUUCGCCUCCCAAUAACUUUCGAGAGCAGCUGCGAAAUUUCCCCGCGCACUUGAACGAUUUCGAACUUCCUGGUAUUCAGCGCAAGUCUCAGUCAACUGGGUUGAAAACGAGUAAUCACCCCCCACGUGCGAUUGAUACGUCUCGGUCCCCUCGUCUGUCAGAAAGCUACCAGCAAAGUCAAGAUAUUCCUCAACAAGAUCCAGUUCGACUUACGCAGCAGCAGUUAGCAGCAAGGCAGUCCCUGGCCAAGGAUCUUCCUCGAUUCAGCGGCGACCCAGCGGAAUGGCCGAUCUUCAUCUCCAACUAUCGCUACACGACCGAAGCUUGCGGAUUCUCCGACGGCGAAAACAUGCUCCGCCUCCAGCGGUGCUUAGUAGGAUCCGCGCUCGAAACGGUGCGUAGUCGGUUGGUGCUGCCAGCAGCGGUGCCGCGGGUAAUUGAAACACUUCGUUUGCGGUUCGGACGCCCGGAGUUGCUGAUCAACGCUCUGCUACGCAAGGUACGUGAAAUUCCAGCUCCCAAGUCGGACAAGCUGGAGGGGCUUAUUGAUUUUGGUAUGGCAGUACAGGCUUUGUGUGACCACAUUGAAGCUGCGAACGAACGCGCUCAUCUUUCGAACCCAUCCCUGCUUCAGGAGCUCGUUGCGAAACUUCCCGCCGAUCAACGGAUGAUGUGGGCCGGCUACAAACGAGGAUUUCAACAAGUCGAUCUGAAAACUUUCGGCGACUAUAUGGCGUCAGUAGUACGGGAUGCAAUCAGUGUGGUAGACUUCGAGUCAGACGUAAAACAGAACAGUCCUGCUAAAAACAAAGGAUUCAUCAACUCACAUGAAACGGAAACAUAUACCUACACUGAAGAGUCGAUACGUGAGAAACCUAAGCAGUACGCCCCAGAGAUUCAAGAAGCUGAAAACCAUACUCAUCGUCAGUUGGCCUCCUCGACAUUGUUUCGAAUUAUUCCAGUGACUCUGCACGGAAGGAACGGUUCAAUCGAUACUUUUGCUUUCCUCGACGAAGGUUCCGAUUUGACUUUGAUAGAAAGCGAUUUGGCAACUUCACUGGGUGUGCAAGGAACUCCUCAACCGCUACGACUACGCUGGACUGGAAACACAACACGCGUGGAGAAGGACUCGCAUCAAAUUACUGUCGAUAUUGCUGGGAUUGGUCAAAGUAAAUUGCAUAAGUUGCUGAACGCUAGAACAGUCAGUAGCCUCGGUCUUCCCCGUCAAAGCUUCGCCAUGGAAGAAGCUGAAAAGAAGCACAAACACCUUCAGGGCAUUCCGAUCACCAGCUACCGAAAUGCAGUUCCGAAGAUCCUUAUUGGAGUGGAUAACUUGCGACGGGCAUUACCGCUCGAAGUUCGUGAGGGCAUUGCGACAUCACCGGUGGCUGUCAAAACAAGAUUGGGUUGGUGCGUCUACGGUCCCGGAGAAAGCAACAAACAAGAAUCAUACAAUUUCCAUAUCCGUGAAUGCGUUGCCGACGAACGUUACGGACCAACGAAGAAGUUCAACGAAAUCGAAGCAGUUUAUACAAUACCGGUGGCAAUCCCUUCAACAUCAGAAGAAGAUCAAGUGGCAAAGACAAUUGAAUUGACAAGCAAACCGUCUGGCGAUUCUCAGACGAACGAUGCUAUAUGGAAACGGUGGACAGAUGUCUACUUCAAGGGAAUGCUUGGCAGCGAGGAGUGGCAGAGACUGGUCGUGGAGGCGCAAAUGGGAGUACACUCAAGGCCUCUGACGUGUUUACCGUUAAUAGCGGAGCAGCCAAAGGUACUUGAACUGAACCAUGAUGAAGAAAGCGUAGCCGCAGUUCAGUUGCAGUUUAGAAAAUUGGUUGGGCGAGCAAACCUUGGAAGACCUUGGAAGCCUUUUCAGCGACAGUCAGGCGAAAACAGGAAGUCAACGAGCCGUGACGGAAGAAAUCCGGGACGAAACAACCGCAAGAUUUCCAAUCCGGACAAUCAACGUCAGCAGAAGGACACUAUACAAGGAGAAAAGGCCUUUCCGGCGUCAUGGUUAACACUGCUGGACCUACAAGGAGUGAGUGAAGUUCCGGAGAACUCCGGACUACACCCGGGGGAGACUGUUGCCGCAGAAGUAGUCCAGCUGGCAGCCCUGUUACCCAGCGUUACUGAAGCGCCGCGUCCAACAGGCGAAGCGUCGCGGCAAGACAAGUGACAGGUGUCAAAGCGAAGUGGAUGACCUGUCAAAGGUGUUUCCGGCUACCGCAGUCACAGUAUGUAUUUCAUUAUCAAACACGAAGCGAAGUCAGAGGUGAAACCGUUCACCAGUGAAGAAAUUAAGAGAUAGUGUUAAAGUUGUCAACUUGCCGAAAGUUUAUUAUUUGAGUAUAGUUAAACCUAAUCGAGCCUUAGUGAGACAACUAAGUGUGUCUAGUGAGAGAGUGAAUUGUACAACGUGGGUUGGUAUCAACCAAAGAGAGACGACUAGCAGCAUAGAGCGUAGUUGAGUUUGCGUCCACGUCCGUAGUCUGAGAUUCACCCAAGUUCGCCGACAGUGUACCUGGAAGAGAAGCGUAAGAAAAGAUUAUAAAGUGACCAAACAUAUUAACCGAUAUUAGAACUCCCAUCAGGUCUCACAUUGUCACCAGUAAGAAUCUUUUCGUAGGAAGCACGGGCAAGAAGGCCUACCGAAUUGUAAGACCUGACUGAUUUAUAACAUAAAAUGUGUACUUACCGAUGAAAUUAUUUGCAGUUGAAGCACCACAAUAUAAGAUUGCUGUCAAACCCGGUUCGCCCUUUAUUUGCUCAAUACCUCCC